This is a messenger RNA of Alternaria hordeiaustralica, 1956 nucleotides long. RefSeq lists its product as uncharacterized. NCBI's taxonomy places the organism in Eukaryota, Fungi, Ascomycota, Dothideomycetes, Pleosporales, Pleosporaceae. The coding region runs from base 1 to 1956 and encodes 651 amino acids. The record is from RefSeq and is a predicted model, not a curated record. The transcript is spliced from 3 exons. Gene Ontology annotation, molecular function: protein serine/threonine kinase activity; ATP binding. Gene Ontology annotation, biological process: peptidyl-threonine phosphorylation; peptidyl-serine phosphorylation.
AUGACACAGAAGCAGGAGCGGAAGAUGCGCAUUGGGAAAGUGAUGAGCGUCACAAAUAUCUCAGACGCUGGUGAUCAACAGCAAUUGCAUGAAGAACGCACUCUUCGUCACCCAGAAGACUCAUUCGACGAGGACCUAGCGCAGUCGUUAGCCUCGUUGCCACCUUUAGGCGACAGGUAUGAGCUACAACAGGAGAUCAUGGAUGCACGCCAGAGUACACGAGACAACGAGGGCCAGGUCGAGACAUUCGUUUCCAAGGCCAAAUUGCGUCAUGUGAUAACGGUCGACGCGGUGACGCGAGAGUUAACAAGAACUGCAGCGCAAUUCCACCCGCGACUUUCACCCGAGCAAAUCAAGUCCUACGCAAGGACAGUUUGCGAAGAAACGGAGGAUCAAAGACACAAUCGAACGACCAAGAUCACGACGUUCCGUAAGAUAUUUGCACUCCUGGUGCUAAUCGAAGCUGUCCCUUCUAUCGUGCACUUCGUGACAGAGGAAGUCACUGAUCAAGAUCUACCCCUCGGAAAACACGAACGAACCAGCGAGCUGUAUCGCAAAGGCGGUGAAAUCUGUGUUCCUCGUGGUUGCUUCCAAGGGUGGUCGCCAUUAAAGCUUGAGAAUUUUCAACGCUAUCAAUGGUGGCUACUUGCGACAUACUUCUCGCCACCCGAUGAUGACGGUGUAGUGAAAAACUACAAACUUCAAGACCAGCAUAUUCUCCCUUUUCUCCCCCCAGAAAAUACACUCGGUCAGUCCGUUGACAAGACUGGUGGUUAUGGCAAGGUAAUCAUGGUGAACAUACCCUCCGAUCACCACAAUUUCCGUGAUAAGCGGCUCUGCGAACGCGGAUUCGCCAUCAAACAGCAAAUUAACGAUGAGAAUCGCGACGCUUAUAAAAGAGAGAUAGACAUACUGAUGAAAUUCAGUGGCGGGCGAAGUCAUCCACACAUAGUGUCCUUGCUUGCAACGUACGAACAGUUCAACAAGUUUAAUCUGGUUUUCUAUCGCGCAGAAGGCGAUCUGUUCGACUACUGGAAGAAGCUCAAACCACAUCCGACUCUCCAACACAGCAAUGUCAAGUGGUUCGCCAAGCAGUGCAGCGGGCUUGCCGAGGGCCUGUCGAAACUCCACAAGCUACUUUCGUUCACCAAACUUCAGCCCAAGGUCGAGGAGGAGCAAGCGAAGGACUCACAUGAUCUCACUGGAAACAUUAUCACUCGAUCGGAGAAGAGUGUUCGAUUUGCGCCGUUGAGUGAUCGUGUCGACACAGGCUCUUCGGUACUUUCAAACGGUGUGAAAGAGCGUCCAACGAGUCCGCUCAAAUCAUUCGCUGACUUUGGCGAAUGCGGCCUACCGCCGCGCGGCCAUCAGACUCAUGAUUCUGGAAAUGCACAAAAGAAGGUAUACGGUCGACACGGAGACAUCAAUCCCAGCAACAUCCUCUGGUAUGACGAUGGCGAUGACGACGAUGGAGAUGACGAUGAAGAUGACGAACGAAGUUUGCGCGGAACCCUCAAGAUCACGGACUUUGGACAGGCAGAAAUUCACUCGCUGGAAAGCAAGACCAAUCGUCGUGAAGUGCCUAACACACUCACAUACCGACCCCCCGAGUGCGACGUGCGUCCAUCGAUAAUUCGACAGUCCUAUGAUAUCUGGUGUUUGGGUUGCGUUUACCUUGAGUUUGCGACCUGGUUGAUAGGGGGUCGUGAGCUCGUGAGGAGAUUCAAGAAGUCAAGGAAGAUGACUGACUACUUCGAUCGACUCACAACUAUUGACACCUUUUACGAAGUCGAUAAGAACCCCGAAGCCGCUGGGAUACGGGCCAAGGUCAACCCGAGAGUCACUUCUGUACGUUACACUCUUCGACGACAUCUCGCGCUGCUAACAAGAUGCGAUAGUUCAUCGAUGAGCUACAUCGACACCAGAAUUGCACCCUUUACCUGCACGACGUACUGA